Molecule: messenger RNA, 3430 nt
Organism: Gossypium raimondii (Peruvian cotton)
Lineage: Eukaryota; Viridiplantae; Streptophyta; Magnoliopsida; Malvales; Malvaceae
Product: glutamate receptor 3.7
Exons: 6
Coding region: 492-3257 (921 amino acids)
Cellular component (GO): plasma membrane
Molecular function (GO): glutamate-gated receptor activity
Source: RefSeq, a predicted model, not a curated record
AUCAAUUAUUCAAAGAAAAGCAUAGUAAUCUGUUUUGCUCCAUUGGAAAAGACCAAAUGCCUCUAAGAAGUUCAAUUACCAGAUGCCUUACGUCACUGUUUGUUUUAAACAUGACUUCCACAAGUUCCAAAUUCCAUGUCUAAAUCACAUUUUUCUUACUUCCAAUUUACUACUUUGCAGCCAUUGAAUUUUAGUACUACUUUAGCUAGCUUUAACGCUCUUGACUCUUCCCUUCCAAACUCCCAAGUUUUUUUUCUUAAUUAUUAUUUAAGUGUGAAUUUUAUUUUGCCGGUUGAGUUUGAGUUUUCUUAUUGAUUUUAUAAUCUAGGUAUUAGUAAAAAAAUUCAUGCUUGGCUUUCUGUUAUUAAGAUUUUUUAACCCCAUGAAUUCCGGACUGUAGACAAAGGCCAAUUCUUUAAACAGAUUAAGGGCAAAAAAGGGGGAGAGAGGCUCAUUUUCAUUCAAGUUGUUGGUUUUGAUAGCUUUCAACAAUGAAAAAUCUUGGGUUUUCUUGGUUUUUUUGUUUGAUGAUAUGGGUGACCCUUAAUUGUCUUGUGGGUUGUCAGAAGCCUGGUGCUGUACAUGUUGGUGCUGUUUUCACUUUUGAUUCUGUUAUUGGUAGAGUUGCAAAGGCAGCAAUGAAAGCUGCAAUCUCUGAUAUCAAUGCUACUCCCACUAUUCUGAAUGGAACUCGUCUUAAUUUGAUUGAGGCUGAUGCUAAUUGCAAUGCCUUCUUGGGAUCUAUUGAAGCUUAUCAAGUAAUUGAAAAAGAGGUGGUGGCUUUUAUUGGUCCACAGUCAUCUUCAAUUGCUCAUAUGAUUUCUGAAAUUGCCAAUGGUCUUCAAGUUCCACUUGUUUCAUAUGCCGCCACCGAUCCAAGUCUCUCUGCUAAGCAAUUUCCAUUCUUUGUCCGAACUGUGCAGAGCGAUUCCUACCAAAUGAAUGCUAUGGCUUCUUUAGUUGAUUUUUAUGGAUGGAAAGAGGUCAUUGCUAUCUAUGUGGAUAAUGAUUAUGGGAGGAAUGGGAUAUCUGCCCUAAAUGAUGAACUCAAUAGGAGAAUGGCAAACGCUGUCUAUAAAUUGCCCUUGCCUGUACGUUUUACACAACAUGACAUCGUAGCUGUUCUCAAUCAAUCUAGAUUGCUAGGUCCUCGUGUUUAUAUUGUUCAUGUUGACCCAGACCCUGGAUUAAGAAUUUUUGCCACUGCUGAAAAGCUUCAGAUGAUGAGCAGUAACUAUGUGUGGUUUGCAACAGAUUGGCUUUCUGCUACCAUAGAUUCAUUUGCUUCCAUGAAUAGAACUGCUCUUAGUGUGCUUCAAGGGGUAGUUGGACUUCGCCAACAUAUUCCAGAGUCGAACCAAAUGAAGGAUUUUAUAUCUCGAUGGAGAAAGAUGCAGCAGCAAGGGUUGGUAAAAUCAGAGUUGAAUACCUAUGGCCUUUGUGCUUAUGACACGGUUUGGACAGUUGCACACUCAAUCGACAAGUUCAUAAAUGAUGGCAACAAUUUCACAUUUUCAUUAAGUGUUAAGCUAAAUGAUUCAAAAACAACUCAAAUGCAUUUGGAGAAGCUUAAAGUUUUCGAUGGUGGUGCUAUACUACUAGAUAAUAUAUUGAACACAAGCUUCUCUGGUUUAACGGGUCCAGUUCGUUUUAAUUCAGAUCGAAACAUUAUAACUUCUGGUUACGAUGUCAUCAAUAUUGACAAGAUGGCUGUUCAUAUCGUUGGUUUCUGGUCUAACACCUUUGGUUUCUCAGUUUCUCCCCCAGAAACCCUUCAAGGGACAAAAAAUAGGCAUUCUGAGAUAGAACAGAAGCUUGGCAAAGUUGCUUGGCCUGGUGGAAAGACCAAAGCACCUCGCGGCUGGGUGAUUGCAGAUGAUGAACAUCCGUUGAGAAUCGGAGUGCCUUAUAGAGCCAGUUUCGUUGAUUUUGUUACAAAACUGAAUGGUAGCCAUAAAAUUGCAGGAUACUGUAUCGAUGUGUUCACUGAAGCACUGAAAUUUGUCCCGUACAAUGUUCCUUACAAAUUUGAGCUUUUUGGGGAUGGUCAGUCCAAUCCUAAUUAUGGUCAGCUCGUACAGAGGGUUGCAGAUGAUGUGUUUGAUGCAGCUGUUGGGGACAUUGCAAUUGUGAAGAAUCGGACGAAAGUUGUGGAUUUUUCUCAGCCUUAUAUAACUACCGGUCUUGUCAUAGUAGCUCCAAUUCACAAUACAAAAUCAAGUGCUUGGGUAUUUCUAAAACCUUUUACGGCAGACAUGUGGUGUAUGACUGCAGGUGGUUUUUUCAUAAUUGCUUUUGUUAUUUGGAUUCUCGAGCAUCGAGUCAACGAUGCUUUUCGUGGUCCUCCUAGGAGGCAACUUGUGACUAUGUUUAUGUUCAGCUUCUCAACGCUGUUUAAGACAAACCAGGAAGUAACCGUAAGCACACUUGGGCGAUUGGUAAUGGUGGUAUGGCUUUUCCUAUUGAUGGUGAUAACAUCUAGUUAUACAGCAAACUUGACUUCAAUCCUUACGGUUCAGCAACUUUCGUCCCCUAUUACUGGAGUUGAAAGCUUGAUUGGUAACAGUUGGCCGAUCGGUUACCAAGUUGGUUCAUUUGCACAUGGUUACCUAUCUGAUAACCUUAACAUCCAACGGUCACGGCUUGUUAAACUACACUCCCCGGAAGAGUACGAAACUGCUCUACGACUAGGGCCAGAUAAUGGAGGGGUAGCAGCCAUUGUCGACGAACUUUCUUAUGUUGAAUUAUUUCUGUCAAAGCGAACCGAUUUCGGGAUUAUUGGUCAACCAUUUACAAAGAGUGGAUGGGGAUUUGCUUUCCAGAGAGAUUCCCCACUUGCUGUUGACAUGUCGACCGCAAUCUUGAAACUUUCUGAGACUGGAAAGCUUCAGGAAAUCCAUGCUAAGUGGUUCUGUAAGAUGGGUUGUCCGGGAGAGAGGAGGGGGAAAUCUGAACCGAACCAACUUCACUUAGUCAGCUUCUGGGGCUUAUAUCUUUUAUGCGGUUUGAUCACUCUCGUGGCACUUCUGAUAUUUAUUCUACGAAUGGUUCGCCAAUAUGCUCGAUACAGGCGAAGGCAAAUGAAACUUUGUCGCCCUUCAUCCUCGGUUCAAACUACUACACGUUGCUCUCAGGUCCUUUUUAACUUUUUCGACUUCAUCGACGAGAAAGAGGAAGCUAUCAAGAAAAUGUUUAUGCAGUGCGAGGUUAAUCCAGUUCCAGAAACUCCAACCAGCACAACCAGCACAGCAACUUGAAGCAUUUUUGUUUUGUUAGGAUAUUGGGAGAAAAUAUAUUAUUAGCAUUUAGUGCUUAACCCAUAAAUCUGUUUAUGUAUACCAAUCUACUCGUACAACAUGUUUAGGAUCUGUGAUGCUUGUAAAUAUCUCUUAUAUUUUAAAACUGUAAUAAGAUUCCAGAUGUUUCCAAA